Aureobasidium musti is the source of this 1731-nucleotide messenger RNA. The record is from the annotation of a GenBank genome assembly. Lineage: Eukaryota; Fungi; Ascomycota; Dothideomycetes; Dothideales; Saccotheciaceae.
AUGGACUCGACCACACUCGUUACCUUUCUCUAUAAAUCAAGACCGGAUGUUCGCACAGUCGAACUCUUUGGCUCAUGGGACAACUUCUCAAGACCGUAUCGCAUGCAAAGUGAUGGCCACAGAGGUCGUGGUGUCUGGACUGGAUGCCACUCCUUCGAGAAUAUCAUCUGUGAUGGUGAUCGCAUCAACCAACUCAGACCCAGAAAUGGUGCUUUGAAACAGGGUGGAACUUACUGGUACUACUACAAACUCGACGAUGCCGAGGAAACUUGCGACCUAACCGCCUCAACAACAUGUGCCUGCCCAUUACUACCUGGUCAAAUGGUCAACGUACUGGAGAUCCCUAUCGAAGUGAUUGAGGCACCUCAAAGAUCCAGCAGCGCCUCGGCCGACCUGCCAACUACUAUGGAGCACCCAAUGACCAUCAACCCCGAAGACAGAUACAAGAAGAUCUACAGCAAGCCGCCUACCAAACUCCCUCGCUACUACUGCUCUAGUGACGCAUUGCGCGAGAGAUUUGCUGCGGAUGCCACAAUGUCGAGGGACCUCAGAUUUAGAGAACGACCCUCAUCCCGUGGUCUCAGGUCUGUGAAACGCGUUCGUCGUGAGGAGCCUGAAUAUCAAAGACCCGGUGCAUGUCAGAUCGAUGCUUCUUGGGAUGAUAUCUCAGCGCUAGCCAACGUUCCCGAUCUGACGCAGAGCAUGAACGACCUGCCGGAACUCCGACCUUUCGCUCCUUGCCCUAGUGCUUCUCCUGAAGAGAGACCAGUUACUCGAGGCGGAGGACACUUUACUGAUCUUACCAAAGGCUUGGGAUUCUCGUUCUUUGGCUCGCUCAGACAACCAAAGAAGAACACGCACCGUCUUAGCCAAGAGUUCACAAUGGAGUUCGAGGGUUCGCCAUCGCAAAUUCCUCAAUAUGACGGCGCCUAUGACGAACCUCAAUCUACACAAUGGCCUCUCAGUCCUCCUUUGUCAGAAUUGGCAGACGAAGAGAACUGGCCCUUGCCACCUCUGGACCGUUUCAGACCCUCUUCUUCGCACACUCCUCUUCAUGGUCCAUCAACACCGACUUCUGCAAUUCCCAUUCUCAACCUCAACAACCAAUCUCAGUCUCGAACCAGCACAUUCCACCAGCCUUUAAGAUCGCCAGCACUUUCUUCCUCCGUCGCAUCAGACGACUUCCACCCUGGUUUCGGACCCAGCAAAAGCAUACCCGGCAGCUUUGACAUGGCCUCUCCGACUUUCACAGCCGACACACUCGACUCGUCCUUUUCCUCCAGUCUCACAACACCCGAUCGCCUAAGUUUCAGCCUUGACACCUCCAACCACAACACCGAGCCCUCCGAUAUCAACACCGCAAACUUCCAAUCCGGACUCGAAGACCUAAGCAACCGUCUCUCGACCCUCUACACCAGCCCAUCCUCAUCCCACUCGGACGACUUCAGCGACUUUGGCGAAUCCCACACCAAGAAGACAGAUUUCCUCUCUUUCUUUCCUCCUCGCGCUGCACCUUUGUACCUCCAAAACGUGCAAGCCCGUCGCAGCAGAAGCAGUGGCGAUUGCGAGCAAAAAUCCAAUGCGAGUUGUUUGACUCUCAAACCAUCCAAAACCGGCACCGCAAGAGGCGAAAGACCGUUUUCUUUGUGUUUGCCGGUUGGGGCUGGAGAGUGGGAUGCAGAGGAUCAUGGUUUCUCUAGUGAUGUUUUGGGGGCUUUGGGGUUGGCUUGA